GCGCGGCCCCUCUUGCGCCGACGUUCAGUCUUCCUUGUUAUCACCAUCGAUCAAGCCUUCGGAGUCGACCAGAGUUUUUCGCUCAUCAGUUCUCUUGUAGACCACUCGACGCCUUACAGACUAAUUAGCUGGAUCCCGUGGGCUGCUAUUACGCCUGAGGCCCGAUCCGCGGCUCCCAAGCGAGGUGAUUAUAUAGCGACCCAGAUCGAUCACUCGCUUGCGUCAAUCUAACCUACCUGCUCUUCACAACGCUCUCGUCUGCCCUGUCACCCCCGUAUUGCAAACUUGCCGGCAUGAACGGUCAUGAUCAUCUGGAGAUCCACUUGAUCAUACCUCAGAUACCCAUGGUCUCCAUAUACCCCGCCCAUGUCCGCAUGCACCGGAUCAUUGUCUCGUUCCUCGUCGCCAUGGUUUGAUGACACGCCAUUGGUCGAGCGUGAACAAACUAUUUGUUCCGACUUCACAUGUUGCGGGUUGUCGCUGACAGACCUUCACUCAUUGGUGGAUCACUUUGAGGAAGCACAUGUGGUAGUAUUCGACAGCGCAGGAAACGCUGUGUACCCGCACCCCAGCCCGAUACUUCGCAGUUUCGACCGUGAGAAUGAGGGACCUUACAUGAGUGUUGUGUUGGGUUAUCCUGCGCCAAAGGCUCCUGUGGCGUUGCUCGACUUGGAACCUACGUCAGACUGUUCUUCGCCCUCGAUCUCAUCGGAGCCGACCAGUCCAAUAGAGACGAGUUCAGAGGAAAGUGCACUACCAAAGUCUUUUGGGAAGGUGAAGAGUAAGGCAGUCCGCAGUGGGAAACGCGUCCAUCAGCCUCGCCAACGAAAUAAAGACAAGAGUUAUAAGUGUCCCCGUCCUGACUGCACCAAAACGUACUUGAACGCAAACGGGUUGAAAUAUCACCUCGAAAAAGGGACAUGCAAAAGUGAGAUGCCGUUGCCGGAGUUCUACCGCUAGUCCGAGAAUUCCUCCGUAUCGAGCUCGGGUAGUACCCCACACUUGGAUUCCGCGGGAAUACAGGGUCGAAAGUACUUACUGGUACAAGUACCGGUGCUACCGACCAACAUCAGAAGAGGCUGUGCUAGCGUAGCGUACAU
Messenger RNA from Suillus paluster, 1100 nucleotides. RefSeq lists its product as uncharacterized. Gene Ontology annotation, cellular component: nucleus. Lineage: Eukaryota; Fungi; Basidiomycota; Agaricomycetes; Boletales; Suillaceae. The record is from RefSeq and is a predicted model, not a curated record. The transcript has 6 exons. The coding region runs from base 367 to 960 and encodes 197 amino acids.